Molecule: messenger RNA, 369 nt
Organism: Yarrowia lipolytica CLIB122
Lineage: Eukaryota; Fungi; Ascomycota; Dipodascomycetes; Dipodascales
Source: RefSeq, a predicted model, not a curated record
AUGGCAACCACACAAAAAGACCGAGAGUUUCUUGCCGUGAUUGGCGACGAGGAUUCCGUGACGGGCCUGCUGCUGGCGGGAAUCGGCAAUGUGUCUGACGACGCGGAAAAGAAGAAGAACUUCUUCGUGGUGGACGCCAAAACCGAAAACGAAGCCAUCGAGAAGGCGUUCGACGAGUUCACCAACACCCGCAAGGACAUUGCCAUUCUGCUCAUCAACCAGCAUAUUGCCGACAAGAUCCGCUUCCGAGUUGACACAUACACACAGGCCUUCCCUGCGCUGCUGGAGAUCCCCUCCAAGGACCACCCCUACGUGCCCGAGAAGGACUCGGUUCUGCGACGAGUCCGACGUCUGUUUGGUGACAACUAG